AUGGCCCAGCUGUCUUUGCCCAAAACCCUUACUCCUAAAAUCCUCCUGAGUCUCCUUAAGUCGGAAAAGAACCCUAUUUCAGCUCUCCACCUGUUUGACUCGGCGACUCACCACCCGGGUUACACCCAUUCCGACGCCGUUUUGUACCACAUCCUCCACCGCCUAUCCCUUUCGUCCGAUUCGAAACUCCUCCCUCACGUGUCGCGGAUAGUUGAUUUGAUCCGAACCCAGAAAUGUCCCUGCUCGGAAGACACGGUCCUGGCUGUUAUGAAAGCUUACUCGAAAAAUUCAAUGGUAGAUAAAGCAGUGGAACUCUUCCAGAAAAUGAGGGAAAUUUUCGGGUGUGAACCCGGGGUGAGGUCUUACAAUACUCUUCUGAAUGCAUUUGUGGUUUCGAAUCAGUUGAGUAAGGCCGAGUUGUUCUUUAGGAACUUUGAAACAUUGGGCGUUGCACCAAAUUUAGAAACUUUUAAUAUUUUGAUGAAAAUUGCUUGUAAGAAGCAGCAGUUUGAUAAGUGCCGAGAAUUGAUAAAUUACGCAUGGAGAAGAAAUUUGAGGCCUGAUGUUUAUAGUUAUGGAACUUUGAUUAAUGGAUUAGUGAAAAACGGGGAUUUGAAUGAGGCUAUGGGGGUGUUUGACGAAAUGCUUGAUAGAGGAGUGAGGCCUGACGUGACGUGUUAUAAUAUUUUGAUUGAUGGGUGUUUCAAGAAUGGCAACUUUAAGGGGGCAAAUGGGAUUUGGGAGAGGUUAAUUAAUGAUUCGUGGGUUUAUCCAAAUAUUGUUACUUAUAAUAUUAUGAUUAGUGGAUUGUGCAAGUGCGGGAAGUUUAGUGAGGGCUUGGAAAUUUGGAACAUGAUGAGAAAAAAUGAGCGGAAAAUGGAUUUAUUUACGUACAGCUCUUUGAUUCAUGGGCUGUGUGAGUCAGGGGAUGUAGAUAGGGCUGAGAGGGUUUAUAAGGAGAUGGUUAAGAGCAAGGUGUCACCGGAUGUUGUUGUAUAUAAUGCAUUGCUUAAUGGGUAUUCUAGGAUUGGGAGAAUUGCAGAUUGCUAUGAGUUGUGGGAAUUGAUGGGAAAUCAGGGUUGCAGGAACAUUGUUAGUUUUAAUACUCUGAUAAGAGGGUUGUUUGAGAAUGGUUAUGUGGACGAAGCAAUUUCUAUCUGGGAACUUCUGAAGAGGAGCAGUUGUGUUGCCACUUCAACAACUUAUAGAAUAUUGGUUGAUGGGUUUUCUAAGAACGGGUAUACGAACAAGGCUUUACAUGUAUUAGAGGAGGCAGAGGGGGAAGGAGGUGUUUUAGAUCCUUCUGCAUAUUCAGCUAUGAUUGGUGGGCUGUGUAGAGAAGGAAGAGUAGAAGAAGCAGUUACUCUUCUGGAUUGCAUGACCCAACGUGGGUAUAAGCCAAAUUCUCAUGUUUGCAAUGCUUUAAUCAAUGGUUUUGUCCAAGCUUCUAAAAUUAAGGAUGCAAUUAAGUUCUUUGGUAACAUGGGAAAGAAGAAUUAUACCCCCACCAUUGUUACUUACAACACUCUUAUUGAUGGAUUAUGCAAGGCUGAAAGGUUUGGUGAAGCUUAUGACCUUGUGAAGGAAAUGCUGGGGAAAGGACACAAGCCGGAUGUGAUCACAUAUAGCGUAUUAAUGAAUGGUCUUUGUCAAGGCAAGAAAGUAGAUAUGGCUCUCAACUUAUGGGAUCUAGUGGUUGACAAAGGCGUCAAACCUGAUUUAAGAAUGCAUAACAUUCUGAUUCACGGGCUCUGUUCAAUUGGCAAAACCCUAAAUGCUUUAUUGCUAUAUCUAAAUAUUAGCAGAUGGAGCUGUGUCCCAAAUCUUGUGACGCACAAUACCCUCAUGGAGGGGUUUUAUAAAGCUGGUGACUGUAAAAAUGCUUCAGUAAUUUGGGCUCGCAUUUUAAUUAGUGGGCUGCAGCCAGAUAUUAUUUCCUAUAAUAUUACUCUUAAAGGGCUUUGUUCUUGCAAUAGAGUAUCAGAUGCCAUUUUUUAUCUAAACAAUGCUCUGAGUAAGAAAAUGGUUCCAACUAUAGUUACAUGGAACAUACUUUGUUUCCCACUGUUCAAUUUCAGUUCGAGCAAGAUAAGUUUUGCAGCCAGUGUCCUGUACACACCAAACUAUGAGUUGAGAAAGCAAAUCUACUAA
Molecule: messenger RNA, 2151 nt
Organism: Fraxinus pennsylvanica
Lineage: Eukaryota; Viridiplantae; Streptophyta; Magnoliopsida; Lamiales; Oleaceae
Source: the annotation of a GenBank genome assembly